AAACACCCUUCCUUUGUUCUGUACUCCCCGCCACCCCCUCUUUCCUCUGUGCGCCCUUCUCCACAGUCACCAUGAGGCCAGAACUCCCUCUCUUCCUCUUUCUCUCCCUCUCCUCUCUCUUCCACCCUGCCACCCCCGCCUGCGUCCCUCGCAACUCCUCUCCCGCAUACCUCUACCUCUCUUCCCCAUUGCCGGCCCCUGCCUCGGCCCCGUCUCCAUCUUCAAAGUCAUCCCAGUCCCCAUUGCCAUCUCCGAGGCCAUUCCGAGCCCAGAGUCCAUCUCUAACACCAGCCUCAUCACCAUCUGUCACCCCUACGCCAUCUCCAGAAGAGGAACCAUCUCUGUCCCCUGUCUCGUCUCCGGUCGGGGGACCAUCUCUGUCUCAAUUCUCAUCACCAUCAACUGCUCCGGUCCACUCGAGCGACCUUCCGAAUGCCGUCGAGGGGAUGUGCCGCCACACCGACUACCAGGACUUGUGCCUUUCAUCAAUCAGUGCUCUCUUGCCGGCAUUUGCGACCAUCGAUGCUAAGACUCUCCUUACUCUGGAAAUGAAGGCAUGCCGGUACCAUACAGAGAUUGCGCGUACCGAGGCUGCCAAGCUUGCCAAUGAUAGUUCCAAUCCAAGUAUCCUCCAAUCAUGCACUGAGAACUAUGAUGAUGCAUUGGACAAUCUCGACUCUGCCGCGAAGGCCUUGGCUGAAGGGGAUAAGGGGACUCUCAAUAGUAUGUUAAGUGCGCUCAUCGACGACUACGGCACAUGCGAGGAUGGGUUCACAGAGAUGGCCGCGACCUCGCCGAUGGCAAGCUAUGAUGAUACGCUCACCAAGUUGGCUAGCAACUGCCUUGCCCUUGCUGCAUUGAUCAAAUUCUGAGGCUUGAGCCUUGAGCCUUCCUCUUGGAUAGCUUUUUUCCAUGGACUCCUGUGCUUCUUUCUUGGUUUCUUUUUUGUUUUUCUACUUUGAAGCAAACUGAUGGGCAUGGCCAUCAACUUCAUUUCAAAGAGGUUAUGAAAGAUGUCCUUUUUUUGGAUAUUUAUUAACACAAGUCUUUCAGCUGGGUUUCUUC
Molecule: messenger RNA, 1065 nt
Organism: Elaeis guineensis (African oil palm)
Lineage: Eukaryota; Viridiplantae; Streptophyta; Magnoliopsida; Arecales; Arecaceae
Biological process (GO): negative regulation of catalytic activity
Molecular function (GO): enzyme inhibitor activity
Source: RefSeq, a predicted model, not a curated record